Molecule: messenger RNA, 1578 nt
Organism: Gamsiella multidivaricata
Lineage: Eukaryota; Fungi; Mortierellomycota; Mortierellomycetes; Mortierellales; Mortierellaceae
Product: cystathionine beta-lyase
Exons: 5
Coding region: 149-1348 (399 amino acids)
Biological process (GO): 'de novo' L-methionine biosynthetic process; transsulfuration
Cellular component (GO): cytoplasm
Molecular function (GO): pyridoxal phosphate binding
Source: RefSeq, a predicted model, not a curated record
AUCUCCUUUUGCUUCACUCCCACUUCCUCCCCUCCUUCUCCACCCCCUACUUCGUCCCUAUAACUCCUUUUGCAAAUAGCAAAAAGGCACCUCAGGACUCAGCCCCGCACAGCACAGCACAACGCAGACGUAUACGACACUUAUAUCCAUGGUUGACAGCACCACCCGCAUCAAAUACAGACCCGCCACCGAGCUCGUCUAUGUCGAUAACUCGGACGGCAAAGGUCCUAAGGACAGCUACAAUGCUGCAUCCAUGCCCAUCUAUCAGACGGCCACAUUCAAACAGUCCUCCUCCACGCAGAUGGGCGAAUACGACUACUCUCGGUCCGGAAAUCCCACUCGCUCCCACAUCGAGAACCAUCUCGCCAAGAUCAUGUCUGCAAAGAGGGCCUUUGCAGUGAACAGCGGCAUGACGGCCCUUGAUGUGAUCACUCGCUUGGUCAAGGCAGGUGAAGAAAUCAUCGCAGGAAACGAUCUUUACGGAGGCACCAAUCGAUUGCUCAGCUUCCUUGCAACCCACAACAAUGUCAAGACACACCACAUCGACACCACUGAUUCUGAAGCAAUCACACCAUAUCUCUCCGAAAAGACACGCCUCGUAUUGCUGGAAACACCAACCAACCCAUUGAUGAAGGUCGCAGAUAUCCCACGGAUUUGUGAGAUCGUCCAUGAGCGAUGCCCAACUGCAUAUGUUGUCGUCGAUAACACCAUGAUGUCGCCUUACCUUCAAAGGCCCUUGGAAUUGGGUGCGGACAUUGUGUACCACUCUGGAACCAAAUACCUCAGCGGACACCACGAUCUUAUGGCCGGAGUCGUUGCUGUCAAGGAUGAUGCCGUCGCCGAUAAAAUCUAUUUUACAAUCAAUGCUACAGGGGUCGGUCUCAGUCCAUUCGAUUGUUGGCUGCUGAUGAGGGGAGUCAAGACUUUGGCUGUGCGCAUGGAUCGUCAGCAAGCAAACGCCAUCAAGAUUGCCGAUUUUUUGGAAUCUCAUAAGUUUAAGGUCCAUUACCCUGGACUCAAGACCCAUCCCCAGUACGAAUUGCACGCAAAAAUGUCCGCAGGGCCAGGAGCCGUGCUCAGCUUCGAGACCGGAAACGUGGAGCUGAGCGAGAAGCUCGUCGAGCUGACUCGUCUUUGGGGUAUCAGCGUGAGCUUUGGUUGUGUCAACUCUUUGAUCAGUAUGCCAUGUCGCAUGUCGCACGCCAGUAUUCCUGCCGAGGUCCGUGCUGCGCGCGCCAUGCCCGAGGAUUUGAUCCGGUUGUGCGUAGGUAUUGAGGAUGUGGACGAUCUGCUGGAAGACCUGUACCAUGCCUUGACGGCAUCUGGUGCCCUCAAGCUGGCCAAUUGAGGGCUCAACAGGGUGGACGAUUCAACGCAUACAUAUUCAAUCCCUUCAUCGUAUCAUAGCACAAAUUAGUACCCUUCAAAUAUAUUAUCGUGCUCAAUAUGAGUAAUGCCAGGGCGAAGCAACAAGCGCCCCAACUAAACCAUGCGGUCCUGGUUUCACUUUGUGUCAUUUUAAUGAAUGUACUGUACACACGUUGACAAAAAUAAUGAAAGGCAAGACGAAGAAAAAAG